Molecule: messenger RNA, 1120 nt
Organism: Oryza brachyantha (malo sina)
Lineage: Eukaryota; Viridiplantae; Streptophyta; Magnoliopsida; Poales; Poaceae
Product: nudix hydrolase 16, mitochondrial-like
Exons: 4
Coding region: 242-781 (179 amino acids)
Cellular component (GO): cytoplasm; nucleus
Molecular function (GO): pyrophosphatase activity
Source: RefSeq, a predicted model, not a curated record
AAAGAAAGAAAAAAGAAAAAGGAAAGAAAUCAAUCCCAAAAUAAAAGGGGGGAAAUCAGAGACCCAAGAAGGCACGAAGCAAGGCAGGCUCGCACGCGCGCACGCCUCUCGAGGCCCUCCUUCCUUCCUUCCGCCGCAUUGCUCGUCGGCGCCGCCCUCUCUCGCCAGCGGCGGCGGAGGAGGCUGCUCCCUUCCGGCCGGAUUGAUUGGGUUUCUGGAGGUGAGGGGCAAGCAAGCAAGCAUGUGCGAUCUGGUGGCGCGCACGGGCCGGCACCAGCAGCGCUACGAGCAUGGCCGUCGCCUCGUGGCCGGAUGCAUACCUUUUAGGUAUAAAGAUAAUAAUGAUGUAACUUCUGAAGCUGGACACAAGAAACUUGUUGAAGUUCUCAUGAUCAACUCCCAGAGUGGACCUGGUCUCCUAUUUCCAAAGGGAGGAUGGGAGAAUGAUGAAACUGUUGAAGAGGCAGCUGCUCGUGAAGCUAUUGAAGAAGCUGGAGUUCGAGGAGAUUUAGUGCAACUACUGGGCUUCUAUGACUUCAAGAGCAAGACACAUCAAGACAAGUUCUGCCCCGAAGGGAUGUGCAGAGCGGCGGUGUUUGCACUCCAAGUGAAGGAAGAGCUCGCCUCCUGGCCCGAGCAGAGCACCCGCAAGAGGAGCUGGCUCACCCUCAGCGAGGCGAUAGAACGGAGCCGAUACCCGUGGGUGCGAGAAGCCCUUGCAACAGGUUUCUCCAUCUGGCAUGAGAAUUGGAGCAAUGGUGGUGAUCCAAGUUCAAGAUGAUCUCAGCUCUAUCAUCAGGGAGGGUCAUGCUGUCUAGUGCCUUUGGUUUCAGAACAUGACAUUCUUGGCACAAUUUUGUCACAGGUGUGCUUCCUGAUGAUGCACAGUGAUUUCGAUCACUCUAUAUUACCACCUAGGAUUCAACCUAUCUUAGUUCUGGUGUCGAGAAUCGUUCAAAUUGUAAGUGUUGAUUCUCGCUGCUGCCAUUGUUAGCCAUCCUGUUCUUUUUUUAAACACCAUGCAGCAUUAGCUGGUGUGUUGAACCUUUAUGUGUGCAAAUAACUGAAAUCAAAGAAGGCUUUGUGGCUUCCCUCUGCAAAUGCUCCUUGUGAGUUGGUU